UGCCCAAGGCUCAUGGCUGAGGAGUGUGGGCGAGUCGCGGCCGCCGCCGCCGCAGCUGUAGUGGCGGGAAGGAGGCGGAAAAGCGCCGGAGAGACGGGGCUGGUGAGCCCGGAGGCGGCUGGAGACGAAGAUUCGUGCUCUUCGUCCGCCCCGCUCUCGCCGUCGUCUUCGCCCCGCUCGCUGGCCUCGGGCUCCGGCGGCUGCGCGCCCAGCAAGUGCGUCUGCAACAGUUGCGGCCUGGAGAUCAUCGACAAAUACCUACUCAAGGUAAAUGAUUUGUGCUGGCAUGUACGCUGUCUCUCUUGCAGUGUAUGCAGAACUUCUUUAGGAAGGCACACCAGCUGCUACAUCAAAGACAAAGACAUUUUCUGCAAACUAGACUAUUUCAGACGGUAUGGAACCCGCUGUUCUCGUUGUGGCAGGCACAUCCAUUCCACUGAUUGGGUCCGAAGAGCUAAGGGAAAUGUGUAUCACUUGGCAUGUUUUGCCUGCUUCUCCUGCAAAAGGCAGCUUUCCACAGGGGAAGAGUUCGCUUUGGUCGAAGAGAAAGUCCUUUGUAGGGUACAUUAUGACUGCAUGUUGGAUAAUCUGAAAAGAGAAGUUGAAAAUGGGAAUGGUAUUAGUGUAGAAGGUGCAUUAUUAACAGAACAAGAUGUUAAUCAUCCAAAACCAGCAAAAAGAGCUCGGACCAGUUUCACAGCAGAUCAGCUGCAGGUAAUGCAAGCACAGUUUGCUCAGGACAACAAUCCAGAUGCACAAACACUCCAAAAACUGGCAGAAAGAACAGGCUUGAGCAGGCGUGUGAUACAGGUGUGGUUUCAAAACUGCAGAGCUCGCCACAAGAAACACGUUAGCCCCAAUCACUCAUCUACUACUCCUGUGACAACAGUCCAGCCUCCCAGGCUUUCUCCACCAAUGUUAGAAGAAAUGGCAUAUUCAGCAUAUGUACCCCAGGAUGGGACAAUGUUAACUGCUCUACAUAGUUACAUGGAUGCUCAUUCACCUUCUGCUCUUGGACUCCAGCCUUUGCUACCCCAUUCAAUGACACAACUGCCAAUAAGUCACAGCUAACUCAUUUAUUUCAGGGACAUGAGACUAAGGAGGUACCCUUUGAGUCGGCUAUUGUACUCUGUCAUUGAAUAUCAGAUUAAUCUUAAA
This is a messenger RNA of Elgaria multicarinata webbii, 1158 nucleotides long. RefSeq names its product LIM homeobox 8 (gene LHX8). Lineage: Eukaryota; Metazoa; Chordata; Lepidosauria; Squamata; Anguidae. The record is from RefSeq and is a predicted model, not a curated record. Gene Ontology annotation, biological process: neuron differentiation; regulation of transcription by RNA polymerase II; forebrain neuron development. The transcript is spliced from 8 exons. The coding region runs from base 13 to 1071 and encodes 352 amino acids. Gene Ontology annotation, cellular component: nucleus. Gene Ontology annotation, molecular function: DNA-binding transcription factor activity, RNA polymerase II-specific; RNA polymerase II transcription regulatory region sequence-specific DNA binding.